UGGAUUGACCGACGAUUAUGGAGUACAUUUUCAUCUCGAGAUAAGCCUCCUUCUACUCUAUGGAUGAUUAUUAGAGGAUUCACAACAUUCGAAAGUGUGAAAUAUUGAGCCACAUCUGUUUGCCAGCAGUGGAAAACGAAUUUUGCUUCUUAUCUAUUAAAGGAGACCAAACUUUCUGAAAGUAUCAAACCACCUUAGCGGUGCCACGAUGGUGCUGCUACCCCGGGGUUCCGCCGCGGUCAGCGGCCUUGAUAGGACUGCUCGAAGCAGCAUGCUGUGCCUCAGUUAUUUUCUUGGUGGUAUUUUCUGUAUUUUUGUGUCGAUCCCCUUCUAUACUUCCAAUGCCCAACGCUUAUAUGGACAAACUACGACUGGAAUUAUGAACGGCAGAUAUGUUUCCCCAACUGCUUUGAGAGGACCUCACGUUUGUAGAUCGGCGACGACGGGUCAAACUACAUGUUGUCCAGGCUGGACAGUCAACAGAGGGAGCAGACAAUGUAUACAACCUACGUGCAGAGGAACUUGCGAAGGAGGGGGCACAUGUACCGCCCCCAACAGGUGCACGAGAUGUCAAAGUUCACCCAUGGGCUACCAGUGUCAAAGUGGGCAUCCUAUGGUCGCAGGGGUCAACUACAGAGGGCAAUCUUACACAGGCAACUGGCAGCUGAUAAGAAGAACUACAAUCAGCGCACCUAGGUACGUCUCUGGCUACCAGACACCCCGGCAGAACGGCGGCAGUCAGAACCCCACUAACUCUGGCGUUAGCCGGACAGUUGUCCACACCACUGGUCAGAUUCCUUCCAGGACGUCCAUCCACACCACCGGCCAGGUCAUCAGGCAGAACAUCGGUAGAGGAUCGGUCCAGACCUCUGCCCUGAACAGUCCCAGGACUGGGGUGAUCUCCUACCAGCAGAUACUGUCCAGACAGAACCCUUCAUCGUCAUCAUCCUACAGCUGUAGGUCCAGGGGUUGUGACUACAGAUGUCAGGUCGGAAGCAACGGUCAGGUCCAGUGCAUCUGUCCACCAGGUUACAGGCUUGGUACAGACCAGAGGAGCUGUGUAGAUGUUGACGAGUGUAGUCGAUAUCCUGGUCUUUGUCAGCAAGGAUGCCAGAAUACACUUGGAGGAUACCGCUGCAUCUGCACAAGUGGGAUGCUUACAGCUAACAGGAGGACAUGCUCUGGGGGAUGCCAGAGCUGUAAUUCCAACAUCAGACCCAAUCCAAGACCCAAUCCAAGACCAAACCCGCAACCAAACCCAAGACCGUACCCAUUUCCCAAUACAAACACCAAUAGCAAUCUUAAUCCAAACCCAAACCCAGGACCCACCUGCCCACCCGGUUUUGUGCAGAGGAGAACUGCAGAAGGCAUCCAGUGUGUCGAUGUGAAUGAAUGUCAGAAUUCACAGUGUGACCAGCGGUGUGUGAAUACUGAAGGAGGAUACAGCUGUGAAUGUGGAACUGGGUUUACUCUCUCGCCAGACAAACAAAGAUGUAUAGAUGUUGAUGAGUGUCGACAGAGCCAGUGGCAGCCGUGUCAUCACAACUGUGAGAACACCGCCGGUAGCUACAGGUGCUCCUGUAGACAAGGGUUCAGACUGCAUAUGAAUGGAAGGUCAUGUAUCGAUAUCGAUGAGUGCAGGCAGAAUGGAGGACCUAGUGUUUGUCAUCACAUGUGCCUCAACACCCAUGGUAGUUACACCUGCCAGUGUAGACAAGGGUUUGAACUACAAGAAGACAGUAUGACUUGUGGAGAUAUUGAUGAGUGUGCCAGUCUACCACAUGGGUGCACAGGAAAGUGUAUUAACACCAUUGGGUCAUAUCACUGUAACUGUGCUAAAGGCUACUCCAGUAUUGCAGGGAGAUGUGUCGAUUUGAACGAAUGCAGAACAGCUAACGGCGGGUGUCAGCAUCUAUGUAUGAACACAGAAGGAAGCUACUUCUGUACCUGCCGAACGGGCUACUCUCUCAGAUCAGACUCUAGGACCUGCUCAAGUAUGAAUGCUUGUGAGAGGUAUGGCGCUGUUUGUGAAUUUGGUUGUGACGAGGUUGCAGGCUCAUAUAGAUGCAGAUGUCCUGAAGGCUUCCAGCUUCAUAGUAACGGACAGAACUGUGUUGACAUCAACGAGUGCUCCCAGGAGAGGGGUCUAUGUCACUACCAGUGUAUCAAUACCAAGGGUUCCUACCGGUGUCUUUGUCCCCCUGGGUACGAGCUUGGUCUGGAUGGAAGGAUGUGUACUGAUGUGAAUGAAUGCCUUCAGGAUCAUGGAUGCCAGUUUGGUUGCGAAAACACGGCUGGUAGCUUCCGAUGUACUUGUCCUCCUGGAUACGAAGGACUCGGAUACGCAGACUGUCAAGCACCCAGCGAAUGUACAGACGGAUUGUGUUCACACAAAUGUAUCAACACAGCAGACGGGUUCAGAUGCCAAUGCCCUUCAGGCAUGAGAUUGCAUAACAAUGGAAGACAUUGCGAAGAUGUUGAUGAGUGUGCCACGCCCACCCAGGGAGGCUGCCAGCACAACUGUCGGAACACCCUUGGUAGCUAUGUAUGUUCCUGUGAGGAAGGUUACCUGCUUCAUGUGGACCAGAGGCAGUGCACCCCAGGACCUGAUUGUACCACCUGCGAUAAUUGCCCCAGGGGCGAGAGACUCAACCAUGAGACUGGCCUGUGCCAAGAUCUGAAUGAGUGCAACGUGGCCAACGCAGGAACCACCAUGCCCUGCCGAGACCCCCGCUGCCCCGACGGACCAGAGCCCAAGUGCAGCCAUUCCUGCGUCAACACCCCAGGGGGCUACUACUGCACCUGUCCUCCAGGUUACACUCUUAGCCCUGAUGGACACACUUGCUUUGAAGUACCCAGAUCCCCUAUGUGUAGCCCAGGUUGUGUGAACGGGGGCACCUGCCGCUAUGCUCCACAUUGCACCGGCAUGCCAGCUUGUCCCACAGCAUGUGCCUGUCUCUGGGGCUUCUUUGGCCCUGCUUGUGAAUAUGGUGAAAAUCCCCAAGUCUGUCAACCACCCUGUCUAAAUGGAGGCUCUUGUGUGGAGGGAAGGUGUGUUUGUCAACCAGGUCUAACAGGAAGAACAUGUGCCACUGAUAUCAAUGAGUGUCUGCAACGAGACCUUUGCCAAUAUCAAUGCAGAAACACCUUCGGUAGCUAUGCCUGUAUCUGCCCUGCCGGUUCUAAUCUCAAUGCUGAUGGUGUCACUUGCAGUAGUGUUGGCUGCUUCCCAGAGUGUAUGAAUGGAGGUGUAUGUAACAAUAGCAGGUGUAUCUGUCCAAGAGGAUACACAGGAGCAACAUGUUUCCAAGAUGUGGAUGAGUGUUCUAAUCAGAAUGGAGGAUGCGAGCACAUCUGCAGGAAUAUACUAGGCAGCUAUGUCUGCUUCUGCCCUCUCGGAUCAACAGUCAACCCAGAUGGACAUACGUGCUCAGGCGGUCAAUGCUUCCCACCAUGUGAGAACAAUGGCACCUGUGUCAACAGACGAUGUGUGUGUCCACCUGGAUACCAAGGACCAACAUGCCAGUAUGAUGUGAAUGAAUGCGUCGUAACUGACAUGAGUCCUUGCAGUGUUCAAUGUGUCAACACCUUUGGCAGCUACCAUUGCACAUGCCCAGUAGGAUACCAGCUAGGUGCUGAUGGUCGAUCAUGUACUCUACCUUGCGGAAGGGAAUGCAUGAAUGGCGGCACCUGUAAUAGAGGGGUGUGCGAAUGCGCCCCAGGAUUCACAGGGACGGACUGCAGUCGGGAUAUUGAUGAGUGUGCAAGUGGAUUGAACCGUUGUCCUGAUGCCUGUCAGAACACCUAUGGUAGCUACAGAUGUUCCUGUCCUCUAGGAUUCCAGAUCUCAACGGAUGGAACAGGAUGCAUUGAUGUUAAUGAAUGCCUAGCAGAAGGUUUACAGUGUGCACACCGAUGUACCAACUUACCCGGAAGCUAUGCCUGUACCUGCCCCAUCGGGCAACGCCUUGGACCUGAUAGAUUCUCUUGUAUCGAUGUCCCCUGCAUCCCACCAUGUGUGAACGGAGGCCAAUGUGUGAGAGGGGCGUGUCAGUGCCCCAUCGGUUUCAUAGGGGAAGACUGCAGCCAGGAAAGACCAUGUGAUGAUGUGUGCCGCAAUGGAGGAUUCUGUUACCAAGGGGCGUGUCAGUGCGGUGCAGGAUUCACCGGGGAGUUCUGUCAAACAAGAGUGUGUGAGCCGGCCUGUAUCAACGGAGGGGUGUGCAAUGCAGGGGUAUGCCAAUGCCCUUCAGGGUUCAGCGGACUCUACUGUCAGGAAAGAGUGUGUGAUCCACCUUGUAUGCAUGAUGGCACCUGUAUUGCGGGUGUGUGCGUCUGUCAGCCAGGAUUCACAGGAAAAGUUUGCCAAGAUUUAGAUUGCAUCCGACCCUGCCAGAAUGGAGGAACAUGUAACUUUGGAGCAUGUGUGUGUCCCACUGGAUAUGAGGGUAUAGCAUGUGAAUUAGAAACUUGCAACCCCCCUUGUCUGAAUGGAGGAACCUGUUUCCAAGGCAACUGUGUUUGUCCACUCCACUACUCUGGACUCCAGUGUGAAAGCAGAGAAUGCUGGCCCUUGUGUCAAAAUGGAGGAGUCUGCCUGGAUGGGUUAUGUGAAUGUCCCUAUGGAUAUCUUGGGCAGUAUUGCCAAAUCAGAUUGGCUGGAUGUGAACAGAGACCUUGUCAGAAUGGAGGGACCUGUGUGAACGGAACCUGCAUAUGUCAUGCAUCUUACUCAGGCCCAUUCUGUAGCAUUGUUGCUAUCACCCCCUGUGAUCCACCAUGUUUUAACGGAGGUGUUUGCGUUAAUGGUGUGUGUGAAUGCGAGGAUGGAUCGACUGGUCAGUUCUGUCAGCACUCGGCAAGCCUUGAGGCAUUCAAUAUCCACAUCUACCCCAACCCUAACAAUGAUCACAUGGUCGGGAAGACAGUGGGCUUCAUCUGCGAGACGAACUCAACCAGUUUGUUGGACAUCCCGCAAUGGUACGACCAGAAUGAUGUGCCUAUCCUCAGCAGAACAGAAGCUCCUGGCCACCGAAUAUACUAUGAACCGAUUGCUCAGAAUGCUUCUUACCUCAUCGUCAAAGAUCUCAAUGCUGAUGAUAGAGGGCGCUACGUAUGUGCUGCUGGCCUGACAAUGCGGCUUGCUAUGACCCUAGUGGUCUAUGUCCCCCAGUGUCAGGAGCCUUGUCUUAAUGGUGGAACUUGCUUCAACAAUAUGUGCAUGUGUCGCAGUGGAUUUGAAGGACCACGCUGUGAAAUAGAGAUGGAUCGUUGUCCUGCCUGUGCCAAUGGUGGGUACUGUAUCAAUUACAAAUGCAUCUGUCCAUAUGGCUUUGUUGGAACCAUGUGUCAAAUAUCAGUUGGGGAGGAGUAUUACGUGAGACUGACUAUACCUUCAGACCAGUCCCCUACUGUUGGAGGGAUGGUGACAGUGAUCUGCGAGGUCGUUGGGUGGUCACCCACUGCUGGCCUUCCAGAGAUCACCUGGGUCCUCCCUAGCGGACAGACGAUCUUCAAUAGACAAGUUGUGAACAUAGGGUCCAUGGUCCAGCAAGGCCCGUCAGUGGAGGUACUGUCAGCCACAGCAUCCAGACUUACCCUGGUUAACUUCCAGCCACAACUCUCAGGCAACUACAACUGCAGCGUAGGGGGAGAGGUUGCUUCUAUUCUCCUGACUCUUGAAUGUUGGCCAGAGUGCUUGAAUGGUGGGACGUGCUUCAACGGCAAAUGCUUGUGUUCAGCAAACUUUAGAGGAGAGCGUUGCGAGGUCCCAGUCGGUGGACUGGUGGGUCAAUGUUUGAUUCCAUGUGCUAGUGGUGGUACCUGUAUCUUUGGACAGUGUGUUUGCCCUGAUGGUUACCAUGGCAACUACUGUGAGAUGGGAGAGCCAGAGAUGAGCUGUGUCCAGGAUUGCUUGAACGGAGGAAGUUGCAUCAACGGGCUCUGUGUCUGUCCUGACGGAUACGUGGGCUUCGCCUGUGAAAUACCAAUCUGCUUCCCAUCCUGCCUGAAUGAGGGUGUAUGCUACCAAGGACGAUGCGUAUGCCAGCAAGGGUAUGAAGGCAUCAGAUGCGAAUUUGAAACAUGCUUCACACCCUGUAGCAAUGGAGGAACAUGCGUGAACAGGAUCUGUGAAUGUGCUCAAGGAUUCGGUGGACCUUCCUGUGAAGUAUCUUUAAUCAUCAUUCCUGGCCAGACUGUGAUUGAAAGGGACAACACUGUGUCUUUCACCUGUAUCUAUGAUGCUAACCCAUCCGCUUCACCAAUCUGGUAUGGCCCUGAUGGGACAGUGGUUCCUGCAAUAUCAUUAGUACGAGGUGAUCUAGGAUCUGGAUACUCUGUCUUCGUAGAGGAACUCUAUGGCCAAGGUGUAAGACUCACUAUCCCAAGCAUGGGUCCGGGUUUCCAAGGGAUGUAUACUUGCCAGUUUGGAGGCAUAAUCAACCAGGUCAAUGUUAGUCUGGAAAUCACAAAUGGAGCAUCUACCAUUGCACCUCUGACGGGGGCCACUUUGCCCCUCUUGGUCAUCACGACAGCCCCGCCAACCGUCACCCCGCCACCUGCGACGCCCAGUUCGAACUCCUGUACGUUGAUCCAAUCAGAUAUAUGUAAUAUUCUACCAUAUCGGUACGCCUCGUUUCCCAACACAUUCGCCAGGGAUGCCGAGAUUGCCCACCUGAUCAUCUCGUCACUCACUCUGUAUUUUGAUGAAUGCUCUGCCAACGCGACCUUUGCUCUCUGCUACCUGUUUUACCAACCUUGCGAUGCUGCUAACGUCAUGUGUGCCGACGUUUGCGAGAUUGCACAGAAUCACUGCCACCCGUUUGCGAGCCGGAUGUUGACGGUCUAUGGCAUGACUGUGACGAGGAACAUGCUGGAACUCUGUGCUAGCCUACCUGAUACAGACUGUAUAAGACCAGACCCAAGGCCUCCUCCAGAGAGAACUGGCUGUCCUGGUGAAUGUUUGAAUGGUGGAGAGUGUCAGGAUGGCAGCUGCUUGUGCCCUCUUGACUUUACUGGAGAACUAUGUGAAACAGAAAUGACUACAGACCCUGUGUUUCAAAUCGUCAUCACGUCAGACUACGAAGGCAUUGUCUAUGAGGGUCUGAAUAUAACUGUUAUGUGUGAGGUCCAAGGAUCAAGCCUCCUCAACUAUCCCGUCUGGACUGGUCCGAACGGACAACAGGUCUUACCGCAGCAACCUGGUGUCUCCGAUCGGAUCUAUGUCGACCAGGUCUCAUCUAACACCAUGCGUCUUGUCAUCAAUAACGUCCAGGCCACCGACGAAGGUAGCUACUUCUGUAAUGUUGGUUUGCAAUCUGCACCAUACACCCUCUACAUUACAGUACCAGACUGCCUGUUGGAUCCUUGUCUGAAUGGAGGCUCUUGUGAGGGUGGAGAAUGCCAAUGUCUUGUAGGAUUCAGGGGUCCACGAUGCGAAGAGCCAGUGGUAGUGGAAUAUACCAUCACCAUCAUACCAACUCCUAGUGGUGAGAUACCCAUCGGUAGUGAUCUGAGUUUCCUCUGUCAGGUUGAGGGUGCCCACGUCACACCGGUAUGGCUCCACCCUGAAGGAUACGCCAUCCAACCAAGGUCACCAAAUUCCACUUUUUUCACUGAGGCAAUCAGUGAUAACACGGUCCGCCUGGUCCUAACUAAUAUCCGACCGGUAGAUUCUGGGUCGUAUCUCUGCCUCCUUGGUACCAGCUUCAAAGAAAUCAACAUCACUGUUCAAUCUGGACCGAGGUUCAACGUGAUAAUUACAUCAAAUUUUACCGUGCCACCCACCCCAGGAGCGGACCUUAUCUUCAUCUGCGAAAUGUCUCAACCCGACACUUCUACGUCCCCUAUCUGGUAUUAUCCCGAUGGGAGCCCUAUUAUUUCACGAACAAUUGGAACGGGAAUAAGUCGGGUAUACUCCGAGAGCAUCUCCUUGUCUGCUACCAGACUGAUCAUUCUUGGUGCCACUGAGUCGGAUCAAGGAAUAUACACCUGUAGAGCCAGACCUCUCUCUGCUACACUCAAUAUCACAUUGAUUGAUGAAGGUUGUUAUCCAGCUUGCUUGAAUGGAGGAACAUGUAUUGGCGGUGAAUGCCUGUGCCAGUAUGGCUAUGAUGGGGAGAUCUGCGAGAUAAGAGUUGGUCAAGAGGUCUGUUACCUUCCUUUCUGUCUCAACGGAGGGACGUGUGACAGGAGUGUCUGCUACUGCUUACCAGGAUUUACAGGACAACACUGUGAAAGCAGAAUUGCCACAGAGUACAACAUAACCAUCACUACAGACUUUGAUCGGAGGCCGCUGAUUGGCGAUGAGCUCAUGAUUAUGUGUCAAGUCCUGUCAGAUAGAUUGUCUUAUCCUCAGCCGGCUUGGAUUGGACCUGAUGGAAACAUAGUCCCUUCACUUGCAGCAGGUGCCUCAAGCCACGUCUUCACUGAGUUUGUUGGACCCGGUUCCACAGCCCUUCAUAUCAGAGGAAUCCAGGCGUCGGAUGAAGGCUUGUAUACAUGUGAGGUUGACAUGAGUACACAGACUAUCACCAUUACUAUAGAAUAUAAUGAAUGUGUACCUUCCUGUCUUAAUGGAGGCACUUGUGUGGAGGGUGUGUGUAUCUGUACAGAGCAGUACCUUGGAAUUAUCUGCCAGGAAGAAGUCCCUCAGCCCUGCAACCUCCCAUGUCAGAAUAAUGGUCAUUGCUAUGGUGGGCGUUGCCAUUGUGCGACUUUCUUCACUGGAGAAUACUGCCAAACAAGAGUUGGGAAUAACUUUGAGAUUACCAUCAAUACGGUGACCUUUGAACCUCCGAGUGUUGGUGACAAUGUGAGGCUCUCAUGUACUUACAUUGGUGAGGCAGGAAACCAGCAACCAACUUGGAUCAACCCUGGCGGAGAACUAAUCAGGCGACUUGACCAGGGUGGCAGCAGACACUUGAAUGUUGAGGAGGAAUCAGCGAUGACGACAACAUUGGUCAUAAACAACAUUAUAGAGACAGACUCCGGCAUCUACACAUGUACAGUUGGAGAAUAUGACAAUGAGUUUGACAUCACUAUAAGGGAAGCUGAGUGUGUCCCAAGAUGUGAGAAUAACGGUCUAUGCAGUAUGGGCAUGUGUAUGUGCACUGAAGGCUUUGGAGGAUUGGCUUGUGAAUUCCAGAUUACCGAAUGUGAUUUCCCUUGUGCAAAUGGAGGAACCUGUAGCAAUGGCCAGUGCAUCUGUCUACCAGAAUUUGAUGGCUCAUUCUGCCAAAACAGGAGGUAUGUUGAUGAGGGUAUCCAGAUCAGCAUCACUCCACAUGUCCCCAGGCUUCCUCCCGUUGGUACGGAUCUCCAGCUCAUCUGUGAGAUUGACAACCCUCAAGGUUUUCAGAGACCAGUCUGGCUCAAACCCAAUGGUGAACGUGUAAUACAGGGUGAUGCUUCCCACAUCAACUCCAGGGCUAUAUCACCAAGUGCAACACAACUCAACAUCCGAAUGGUGGAGAGGGGAGACUCUGGCAUCUAUACCUGUGUCAUUGGAUCAUACACCAACACACUCACUGUAAUCUUUUACAAAAUGCCCUGUAUACCAGAGUGUCAAAAUGGGGGGUCAUGUUCAGAUGGCAUUUGUCUGUGUGCUCCGGGAUACACUGGCUAUCAGUGUGAACACAGAGAGUGCAUGCCUGCCUGUAUUAACGGAGGAUCGUGUGUGAACGGAGAUUGUGAGUGCAGCCCAGACUAUGAGGGCCAAUUCUGUGAGAAUGUCAGGAAACCUGUGACCAUCCGUUUCACACCGAGCAUCAGUGACAUGCCUGUAGUUGGUGAUGAUCUGACGGUGGUUUGUGAGAUUAUUGGUAUGACCGACCUGACUGAACCUCGCUGGAUCGGUCCUUUGGGAAACCCUCUUCCUGUAUUUGGAACAGCUCCUAACCAGCGCGUUGGAGUGCAGUACUCAUCCGGAACGGCAACCACUCUGGUACUGAACAAUCUCCAGUCCAGAGAUGCAGGCAUCUACACAUGUACUCUAGGACCUCUAACCAGCUACUUCACCAUCACCGUAGCUGCACAAGUGGAUUGUUCUGUGAUCUGUCACAAUGGAGGAAGCUGUGUGUCUAACCAAUGUAUCUGCCCAGAAAACUUCAAUGGACCACAUUGUGAACGAAGGGUCGGGCCAGAUUAUGUCAUCACAGUGUCCCCACCAAUAGACCAGCAACCCAUCGUUGGAAACGAUAUUAGCUAUGUAUGCCAGAUUGCUACCACCAGCAACUAUCCCCGCCCUGCGUGGACGUCCCCAGGAGGUGUGGCCGUCUUACCCAUUGGGCAAGGUGGAACUGAUCAUUUGAAUGUCCAGUAUCUGUCUGAUCAUGAGUCACGUCUGGUCAUUCAAGACCUCACACCUAAUGAUAAUGGAAUAUAUACCUGCUACAUUGGAACGCUGACCAACUCCGUUGUCAUCUCGGUCGAAAUCCCAGAUUGUCCUGGCCCAUGUCAGAAUGGUGGAACAUGCUCAGGGGGGACUUGUGUUUGUCCUAAUGGAUUUACUGGAGUAUUGUGCGAUAGACCAGCAUACACCAUUCAAAUCCGACCUGUUGGUCAGGCCAACACCAGAAUUGGUGGAAACAUCAGGAUGUCAUGUGAGAUAGAGGGCGCUAGACCGACGUACCUCCAACCUAGAUGGACUGGACCUGAUAACCAGCCAAUCAGCACAGAUGCCAAUUCGCGAGUGUUCAGCAUCGCAACCUCAACUUUGGCCAAUCAGCUUGUGAUCUCUAACCUACAGCCGGCUGACCAGGGAACUUUCACAUGUACUGUUGGACCAGUCAUUGCCACAUUCUCAAUUGUUGUUGAAGAACCCCGAUGUCCAUUGCCUUGUCAGAAUGGAGGCUCUUGCGUCAGAGGAUCUUGCACCUGUCCAACUGGGUACAGUGGUAUAGCUUGUGAAACCAGGGAUCCUCAAGAUGUCCGAAUCAAGAUCACACCCAACCGUCAGGGUGUCUCUCAGAUCGGACAGGACCUUGAGAUCCUCUGCGAGAUCCUGGGCACCAGCAUCUACCAGAAUCCGAUGUGGAAGGGUCCCUCUGGACAGCUAGUCCCAGGAGCCACUGCGGAACGGAACAACCUCAGGGUCCAGGAAGUCUAUGAGACACCGUCUGCCACCAGGUUGUACAUUAACGGGCUUAGCUCUGCUGAUAAAGGACAGUAUAUCUGCAUGGUUGGACCGGUCAUGGCCAGGUUUACACUCAUGGUGACAGCUCCAAGAUGUAACCCACCCUGCAUAAAUGGAGGAUCCUGCAGCAACGGACGGUGUAUCUGUCCUCCUGGUUAUAUUGGAGAAUUCUGCCAAAAUCCAGGUGGUUUCUCUCUCAGCAUUCGUCAGGUUGGUAGCACCCCAGCAAUACAAGGUGCCAAUCUGCGGUUCUCCUGCCAGUCUUCUGCUCCAGGUCUCCUUCAGAACCCUGUAUGGAGGGAUCCUCGAGGACAGAGAAUCACUCACCAACAAGGAGGGUCCGAUCGUGUUUACGUUGAGAUGAUAUCACCAUCAGCAACAACACUUGUUAUCAACGACAUCUCUGCAGCCGAUGCUGGCAGCUAUGCUUGUGUCCUUGGAACAGUUACAUCAACACUCAAUAUCAACAUCAAUGCUCGAGUGAUCCCAUGUAACCCUCCCUGUCAGAAUGGAGGAACGUGUAGUGAUGGAAGGUGUUUCUGCCACAGAGGAUUCUCAGGGCAGGCCUGUGAAAGAAUAGGUCAAGAAUGUAUGUUACCUUGUCAGAAUGGAGGGACCUGCAGGAAUGGUAUCUGUCAAUGUCCACCAGGGUUUUCUGGAAUUGACUGCAGAAAUGCUGACAUCAGGAUCAUCCCACCGCCAACCAACACCCUGGUCGUCGGUCAGAAUACAACCUUCGUCUGUGAGAUAUCAGACCAACUGGGUUACUUCAAUCCCACCUGGUUAGGACCUGGUGGUCGAGCUAUCAAUGUUAAGGCUGACAAUGGACGGUAUGUCGUUGAGAGGGUGUCUGACUACGUAUCCCGUCUACACGUGGUAAGGGUUCAGCAAAUUGAUGAGGGAGUCUAUGUCUGCACCGUUGGUAUGCUCCGUGCAUCCUUCACUUUAACCAUUGAAGCUCCUGAAUGUCCCUUGCCAUGUUUGAAUGGAGGCACUUGUGUAGGAGGUGUUUGCCAGUGUCAUGCAGGCUUUACUGGAAGGCAGUGCCAGAAUAGAGGACCACCGUUCCAGGUACGGAUCCACCCUCCAGAUACGAGCCAGUUCUUAGUUGGCCAAGACGUCACCUUCCUGUGUGAGGCACCCCAGGGUAGCCCCUACGGUAGGCCGCAAUGGAGAGGACCUGAUGGCGUGCCUAUAAUGGCUAUCACUCAAGGAGCACCGAGACAUCUUAGCUCCCAGGAGGUUGGCUCUUACCUGACCCGUCUCGUGAUCAGAAGCCUUCGUCUGGACGAUGCAGGAACAUACACCUGUUAUGUUGGACCUCAUUCUUCAACCUUCACUAUCACAUUGGAGAGUACAGGUGGGCGACCCUGUGCUAGCCCUUGCCUGAAUGGAGGAACAUGUAUGGAUGGUAACUGUGUUUGUCCUCAGGAGUUUACAGGACCUGCUUGUGAAAGACAAGUGAUACCAUAUGCGAUCCGCAUCAUACCACCCACGGACACAUCACCCUCCGUUGGCCAAACGAUCAGUUUCCUGUGUGAGCUUCGACAGGAUGGCCAGUACACCAGCCCAAUCUGGAGACUACCUAAUGGGCUUCCAGUCAGCCCGAGGGGAUAUAUUGGCAGCCAGCGUAUGUACACCCAGAGCACCUCUCCUUAUGCAACGACUCUCGUCAUAGAAGACAUCCAAGGCACUGAUUCAGGAACAUACUCCUGCACAGCUGGUCCUCUGACAACAUCCUUCACCAUCAGCAUCGCUGUUGAACCCACAUGCCCCAGACCCUGUCAGAAUGGAGGGACAUGUGUGAAUGGAGCCUGUGUGUGCUUCCCUGACUAUACUGGAGAUCAGUGCCAACUGAGAACUGGAACUCCACCUGGUCGAUACCUCAUCACCAUCACCCCUUCCAUACGGCAGAUCCCUCGGAUAGGUUCAAACUUCAACUUGGCCUGUCAGGUAUCAAGCAAUAGCCCCUAUCUGGAUCCACAGUGGAGAGGAGCCAACGGACAGCUCAUUCCAUCAGCUUCAUUGGGUGCAGUUGGGCGCUUAUACACUGUCAAGACAAGUCAGAGAUCGUCAAUCCUCUAUUUCAAUGACCUGAUGAGCUCUGAUGCGGGAAGCUACUCUUGUAGUACAGGACCACUUACAGCAACAGCUAAUAUUACAAUUAGUGGCUCUGGAGGCACAGCUUUAGAGGAACGUUGCUUCCCUCCCUGUGUGAAUGGAGCAACCUGCUCUCAACGCAGAUGUGUGUGUUUGCCUGGUUAUAGUGGUCCAGCCUGUGAGAAUAUAGAAACCAUCCAUGUCUUGCCUGACAUACCAACACCCGACAGUGAGCCCAGGAUAGGUGAUCCUCUCAGACUCCUUUGUCAGGCUCCUAUUGGUAGUACGUAUGGAAACCCCAUCUGGUUGGAUUCAAACCGCCAAGCUGUACCAGGAAGAGUCUUGGGUAAUGAGAGAGUGUAUGUGGACUACCCGACACCAGGAGCUACCCGACUGAACUUUGAAGCAUUGAGCCUCCAGGAUGCAGGAAGCUACACCUGUCAAACGGGGCCUCUCACAACCAUCUAUGAGAUUGAUAUUCAAGGUAAUGAAUGUGUGGAUCCUUGUCUGAAUGGAGGAACUUGUACGUCUGGAAGGUGCCUCUGUCCCAAUGGUUACAGAGGGCCACAGUGCAGAAUUCAUGAUGCCAAUGCCUAUGUGAUCCGAGUCAUACCUGUGGACCAUACCAUUCCUGUAGUGGGGGAGCAGUUGAGAGUCAUUUGUGAGGUGUCUGCUGAUAGCCCAUAUGGUGCUCCUAAAUGGAUUGAUCCCCAGGGAGAUGAAGUCAUGAGUUUUGCCCCAGGUCCAUUGGGCAAUGUGUAUACAGAAACACCUACUUCGCUGUCAAGAGAACUGGUAUUCACCAGUCUGACGGAGUCUGAUGGAGGCCUGUAUUCGUGUGUAGCUGGUCCAUUGAUGUUCAACCAUACAGUCAUUGUACAUGGACCAAAUAUGAUUGACAUUGAAGAACCUGAGAGUCCAGUCUACAACAUUGGUACCAAUGUCUCCUUCGUCUGUCAGAUUGCUGAGAACAGUCAGUAUAGGAAUCCUACCUGGAUAAACCCAAGAGGGGACACUGUACAGCCAUUGGAUCAAGGAGGCAUAGCCCGUCUUCACACCGUACAGACCUCAGCGUCUUCGUCAACGCUAAAUCUUGUGGGCGUGUCUCCUCUAGAUGCAGGGACAUACAAGUGCGUCGUUGGAGACUUCCAAUCGUCAGUCAACGUCAUCGUCAACAUUGAGGAAUGUGAACCCCCUUGUCUGAACGGAGGAGAAUGCAUCAAUCAAGAGUGCAUUUGUCAGUUCCCUUUCACUGGACCAAUGUGUGGACAGCUGGCAUCGAUGAGGAGAUGCCUGAGACCAUGUUUGAAUGGAGCGGAGUGUGUAGAUGGUGUGUGCAACUGCCAAUAUGGAUUCACUGGUCCACAGUGUAACCAGACAGAUGAAGGCAUUGUAUGGGUGAGGAUCCCGGAUCAGGAUAAUCCAAUCCUCGGUGCCGAUGUAAGCUACAUCUGUGAGGUACCUCAGGAUAAUCCCUAUGGAUCGCCAAUCUGGAUUAACCCAGAGGGACAGCAAAUCCAACCCAUGGCAUUGGGUGGUAAUGUUCACAUGAAGACUGAGCAGAUAUCCCAGUAUGCAACACGUCUCUUCAUCAUGGACAUUCAGUUUGAGGAUGAAGGGCAGUACAUCUGUGCUGUAGGACCUCUUAGAAGACUCUUCAACAUCAUCGUAGAUGAGGUCGCAUGUAUCCCACAGUGUCUCAAUGGAGGAACCUGCCUCAUGGGCAAGUGUUAUUGUCGAGAUGGCUUCACUGGACCAGCUUGUCUACAGAGAAUUCUCAUUUGUGACCCACCCUGCUUGAAUGGUGGGAUGUGCCUUGCUGGAGCCUGUAACUGCCCUGAUGGAUACGGAGGGGAAGCUUGUGAAAUGCCAGGUGUGGAUCUCACAAUCGAUGGCCCAGAGAAUGUCAUCAUCAUGGCGGGUGAUGAUCUCCGUCUUGUGUGUGAGGUCAAUGACGAUACCUACGGUAGUCCUAUGUGGUUGGAUUCGCAGGGAGAUAAGGUGUCUGAAGGUACUCUUGAUGAAGCCAUUGGAACCUACCACCACACACACCUAAAGACAGAACUGGUCAUGUUCAAUGCCCAGGCCUUUAACUCUGGAGAUUAUUCCUGCAUGGUUGGUCCUUUCACAGAAAGCAGAACAGUGCUUGUUGCAGGAGAAGAACCUGACUGUAUCCCAGUGUGUAGGAAUGGUGGGGACUGUGUGAACGGGGUCUGUCAGUGUACAUCAGACUGGCUUGGUACCGAAUGUAAAGUACCUGCUAAUGGUUACAUUUCAAUCACCCCUGACCCUGAGCUUCAACCGACACCAGGAUCAGAGAUCAGAUACUUAUGUGCAGUUCAGGAAGGAGAUCAUUUUGUACAGCGCCCUCAAUGGUUCCGCAAUGGACAACUCAUCCCUGCUCAAUUUGGUGAUGUGAGCAAUGUCUUCGUGAAUGUUUUGAACAACAUGAGUUCUGAGCUUGUGAUAAGAAACCUUGGAGAGACGGAUCUUGGUGUUUACUACUGCACUGGGGGACCUGAUGUGAAAUAUAUCAAUGUCAACUAUGCUGAGAUAGAAUGCAAUCCACCCUGUGAGAAUGGAGGAACCUGUAACGAUGGAGAAUGCCAAUGCCCUGAAGGAUUCAACGGGCCUACGUGCUCAAGACAAGCUGAAGACUUCAUUGUGAUCACCGAACCUCAAGGUCAAAUGUUAGAGGUCGGAGGUAAUGCAACCUUCCUGUGUGAGGUUCCCGAAAGCAGUUCUUAUGACCCUCCCCAAUGGCUUGAUUCAAGUGGUCAACCCGUUUCUCCAUAUGGACAAGGAAGCAAUAAUCGAGUCUAUACAAAAGAGAUCUCCUCCUACGCUACCCAGCUCACUUUUGAGUUUGCUCAGGCCGAGGACUCCAGCCAGUAUGCUUGCAGGGUGGGGCCUUUCACAUACGGUUACAACAUCACCUUUGAAGAUCCCGAUUGCAACCCUGAGUGUCUAAAUGGAGAGUGUAUCGAUAGGAGAUGUGUGUGCCCUAUAGGGUUAAUGGGUAUGCAGUGUAAUAUUCCAGACAAUACUUUCAUCUUGGUGAGCGAGCCGCCCGGUCAGGUACCUGUCGUUGGUCAGGAUCAGUCGUAUCUCUGUGAGGUGUCCCGAGAGAAUCCAUAUGGUGCACCUGUCUGGAGAGACAGGGAGGGCAAUGUCAUCAAUCCUGCUGGACAAGGUGAAACUGCCCACAUGCACACUGAGAACCUGUCACCCUAUGCAACUCGUCUGCUCAUCAGUGAUCUGCGUCUGAAUGAUGCUGGAAUGUAUGUCUGCAACGUAGGACCUGUAGACAAACGAUUCACAAUUCUUGUUGAUCCCUUGUCUUGUGAUCAACCUUGUCUGUAUGGAGGACGCUGUGUGGAGGGAGUUUGUGAAUGUCUUCCAGGCUUCACAGGAGAGCAGUGUGAAACACCAAAUUUUGUGAUAUCAAUCGAUCAGACUCGACCAGCUUUGCCCCAGACAGGUGACAGUGUCAGCUUCGUUUGUGAAGUUGAUCACACUGCACCCUACCAGAAUCCAGUCUGGUAUGACCCUCAGGGAAACAUCAUAGACCCAAGUGGUGAUUCUCACUACACCAUCAUUGCUCUGGAUCGUAAGGCAACCCGUCUUGUCAUCAAUGAACUGCAGCCUUCAGAUGCUGGGCCAUAUGUCUGCAACGUUGGGCCAGUCACUACGGAAUUCUCUGUUCAGGUUCAACCUGCACAUUGCAGCCAGCCCUGUAUCAAUGGAGGCUCUUGUGUGAGGGGUAUGUGCGAAUGUACAGAGGAGUUCCAUGGAAGCUUCUGUCAAGUUGGAGUUAAAAGGCCUUUCUCCAUUGAGAUCCAAGGACCACCUAGAGAGAAACCAGAGAUUGGUGAUGAUCUAACCUUGAUUUGUAGAGUAUCUGAGGAAGGACAGGGGAUACCAACAUGGCUGGGACCUGAUAACCAACCUAUUGCUGGAAUACAGACUGGUCAAAGAAUCUUCUCUGAUGUGGAGUCUAAUACCGAGACAGCCUUGACGAUUGUAUCAGCGGAGUCUGGGGAUGCUGGCCGUUACAGCUGUGUGGUUGGAAUGAACAGGGCUGACUAUUUGCUUUCUGUGUCAGGACCUGAGUGUAUUGUCCCCUGCUCUAAUGGAGGGACAUGCGUGGAGGGAAGAUGCAACUGUUUGGACGGUUUCGAUGGUGUGUUCUGCCAGAAUAUUGUUACAAAUGACUACCAGCUUCGAAUCCGCAUCCAGCGUAAUAACCAAUUCCUGGUGGGAAUCAACACCAAGAUCCUGUGUGAAAUUCGGGGCAACACCAACGAGGUCAAUCCACAGUGGAUUGGUCCUGAUGGAGAGGUCAUAAGGUCGGUCGGAAGAGGAGGAAGUAAGCACAUCAAUACUCGCAGCACCAGGAAGUCUAACCGUCUCAGCAUCAAUGAGCUGCUGGUAGAGGAUGCAGGAGAAUACACCUGCAGAGUGGGUCCCCUGGAAUCUUCUUUUGUCCUCAUCCCCAGGAGUGGAGAGUGUGAAGACAUCUGUACCAAUGGUGGAACGUGUGACAAUGGAGCCUGCCUCUGUCCAAUCGGAUUUGCAGGAAUGUCUUGUGAAAUACCAGUUGGACCAGAAGGAAUUAGAGUGAACAUCACCAUCACCUCCUCGUUGGAUCGCGAUCCGAAUAUUGGUGAAGAGAUCAUCUUCCUAUGUCAGGUCAGCCCCAACCCACUCUACACCAACCCAAGAUGGCAUGGACCAAAUGAUGAAAUGUUCCCAGUCGUCAACACCUUGGAUCCAUCACGGCCUCCCAUCCAUGCUGUGCAGCUGACGCCCUUGAUGACCCAGCUGACUGUUAGUAGUGUCUCAGAAGAGAUGGUUGGAAUGUAUGCUUGUACGGCUGGACCAUUGACGAGCCUCUAUCCUCUCAACAUACCACCAUCAACCUGCGAGCAGCCAUGUCAGAACAGAGGUGACUGCGUAAGAAGUCAGUGUGUGUGCAAGCAAGGUUUUGAAGGAGAGUUCUGUGAAAUAGAAGUUGAAGUGUUCUACAACAUCACAAUAACACCAGACCAGGAACUAACGCCCUCUGUUGGUGAUAGUGUCAGUUUCUUGUGCGAAAGUGAAGGUCCAGAUGCACCACUCCCUGUCUGGUAUGAUCCCAGUGGUAACCGCAUUGCUCCGAGUAGGGCAGACAAUGAGUUUGCAUACUCCAUCAGCUCAUCAGAAGAAGCGUUUACGGAAACGAUAGAGUCAUCAGAUGUGGACUUAGGUAAUCAAUUGGUACAGGUCAUUUCACGUACCCAAACUCGGCUGGUGCUCAGUGACUUGGUGGAGUCUGAUUCUGGUAUCUACACAUGUGCUGCAGAACCUAAGAGAGACACGGUUGUUGUCAACAUCUACAUUCCUCGCUGCCUUCCUGAGUGUGAGAAUGGAGGCAGUUGCGAGCAAGGAAUCUGUGUAUGUACAGAGUCUUUCACUGGACCUCGCUGCCAAUACUCAUAUGAGACAGAUUUCAGUGUGGAGUUCAACCCCAUCCAAGACAUUCCACCGACUGCAGGUCAGAGCUACAGCGUUGCAUGUGAGUUGAACGGACCCGUGGAGAUUGGAAGACCGAUGUGGAUAGGACCUCUGGGUCAGGAAAUAGCUCCAGUUGGACAUGGUGGUGCAGACCAUGUACAUGUGGAGUUCCAAGGAAUGAACGUCACCACUCUCCACUUAGACAGCAUCUCAAGUGAACAAGCUGGCCUUUACAUCUGUACCAUUGGACCUGUUGCUGGAGUAUACAACCUCACCUUAGCUUUACACUGCUCACCCCCAUGUAUGAAUGGAGGUGUCUGCCAGGGGGGUCGUUGUGAAUGCCCCGAGUCUCACACAGGGGAGACGUGCAGUCAGCCAGUACCAGGAUGUCACAGCAUGCAGGCCUGCUACAAUGGAGGAACCUGCCUUGAGCACAGGUGCUUCUGUAAACCUGAUUUCACUGGAGAACUUUGUCAGUUCACUGUGAGCAUUGAUGCCAACCUUCGAAUCGAGCUUGAUCCAGAUAAUGACUACACUGAAGGAGGGAAUGUGAGCUUCUUAUGUAUCACCAACGGACCAGAUGCUCCUCUCAAUCCAAGAUGGCGGAAAGGAGACUAUCAGUAUAUCCAGUCACCGGUGUUCGGAGAAGGAAACCACAUCUUCACUUCCCGGAAGUCAGCCUUCAUCACCCAACUGAAGAUCAUGAAUGUCAGUGUACAGGACAGCGCUAGGUACACCUGUAAUGCUGGGCCACUCCAACAGUCUAUCUCACUCACCAUCUACAACAACACCUAUCCAUGUAUCCCACGUUGCGUCAAUGGAGGGCGCUGUAUAGAAGGUAUCUGUCUAUGUCUGGAAGGAUACACCGGAGAAGCCUGUGACGAGCUGGUUCCUGAAUGUCAACCAAUGUGUGAAAAUGGUGGUGAAUGUAUCGAAGGUGAAUGUAGAUGUCCAAGAGGGUUCAACGGAUCAGCUUGCCAGUAUCAAGUUGUGGAGCCCAUCUCCAUCGCGAUUCACCCAGAGGAAGGUCAAGUCUUCUAUACCGGAGAGAACAUUGCCUUCCUUUGCCUCACCCAAGGAACGUUUGCCCCAGAGAACCCCCAGUGGAAGGAUCCCAGGGGUAGGGCAGUUGGCAUCAGACAGACCAGUGUUGAUCGUAUAUUCACAUUCGCUGUCAACUCCACUGCUACCAGACUUUACAUCAGGCCUCUCGCAGAGGGAGAUGCUGGAUACUUCACCUGCGCUACUGGCCCUCUGAACAGCACCGUGUUUAUCAGUAUUGAAGAACGACCUUGUCCUCUGAACUGUGCUAAUGGAGGAACCUGUAUGGAUGGCGUCUGCUCCUGUCCUGAAGGCUACCAAGGAUCAUUCUGCCAGAUUGGAAUUGGUUUCCAGUCUUCUAUUGUCAUCAUCCCAAGCAUUGAGAAGAGUCCUAUGGUUGGUGAGGACAUUGAGUUCUUGUGCAGGACCAGUGGAGCCAAUGCCCCAAGGUAUCCAUUCUGGAGGAACCCCACUGGCAAGGUCAUCUCAUCAAACCCUUCAAUUCGGGACCACCGAGUGUAUACCCAACGUCUGUCAGACUACGAGACCAAGUUGAUCAUCCAUAACUUUACCAACAAUGACAUGGGUAUCUACCGUUGCAACGGAGGCCCUCUGACAACCACCUUCACUAUAGUCCUGGCAGAGCGAUCAUGCGAUCCACCCUGUUCCAAUGGAGGAACAUGUAACAAUGGAGUCUGUGACUGUGCUGAUGGAUUCAUUGGUGGACACUGUGAACUUAGAGGAUGUUUCCCAGUAUGUAUAAAUGGAGGUAUCUGUCGGGAGGGGUUGUGUCGUUGCCAAGCAGGUUACGUUGGAGACCACUGCCAAGUCCUUCUACCAGUCAGCAUCAACAUUGUCCCAAGCCAGGAUUCGGAUCCACGCCUAGGGGGAACCAUCAGCUACCUUUGUUCGGUCAACGAUACCAACUUGGUAGAACCACCUGUCUGGAGGAACCUUCAGGGAGAGGACAUCGCAUAUGACCUGGGUCGUAUCCGUGUAGAGAGUCCUUCCCUUGGUGAAACGCGCCUCAUAAUAAGCAACCUACAGGAAACGGACACGGGCACCUACACUUGCAUAGCCGGCCCUAUAGAGGGCAGUGUCUAUGUUGCUGUCCAACCGCUCUCUGAAUGUCUUCCGGAGUGCAUCAAUGGUGGCCAGUGUGCUGGUGGUGUCUGUAUCUGUCAGCAGGGGUAUGAUGGGGCAUUCUGUGAAAUAGAAGAUACGUGCCAGCCUGGCUGCCUGAACGGAGGGACCUGUGACAGGGGGCUCUGCAUAUGCCCUGCCGGUAUCGGUGGUGUGUUCUGUCAGCUGAGACUGGAACGUCAGUGUCGUGUACCAUGCCAGAACAAUGCCCGUUGUAUGAAUGGAAUCUGCUUGUGUCAGCCAGGAUUUGAGGGAUUAGCCUGCCAGUUUAGAAAGCGUGAUUGCCCAGAGCUUUGUCAGCAUGGAGGAACUUGCAUCAAUGGAACAUGUUACUGCUUGGCUGGAUACCUUGGUGAAUUCUGCGAGAUCAGACCUGUUGAAUGUAUCCCUAGCUGUAUCAAUGGAGGAUUCUGCAAUAGCGGAGUGUGCAUCUGCCCUGAUGGAUAUACAGGACCAUCUUGUGAAGUUUCAGUUGGAUCCCAGCCCCAGAUCGUGGUUACCCCAUUCCAAGCCCAGGUCCUGGCCCUAGGAGAGGACACCACUAUAAUGUGUAAUGUGAGGAGCAGAGAUGUGGAUGAAUCGCCUUCAUGGUACACUCCCAAUGGGACUCUCAUUAAUACUCUGGCAAAUGGUGGUACAGGUCACAAGCAUGUCAGUGUGAUCGAUGAUCAGAACAUUGAGCUGGUCAUCAAUGACUUCCAAAUACAUGAUGUUGGAAACUAUUCUUGCACGGCUGGACCACUCUCCAGAACUAUCACCUUGAUGAUACUCCCUAUAACCUGUUCACACCCCUGCCUCAAUGGUGGUCACUGCCAGAAUGGAGUGUGUGUCUGUGCCGAAGAUUACUAUGGAGAAUUCUGUGAAUUAUCAAAUUUCACUGAUACAUACAUACCUUGUGAACCACAAUGUGAGAAUGGAGCAACAUGUGUGCAAGGGUUAUGUCUCUGCCCUCUUGGAUACAGAGGAGAUACAUGCUCUGAAGAGAUGUCAUGUGAUCCGAUGUGUGAGAACAACGCUGUCUGUGUUCUUGGUUACUGUCGAUGUCCAGUAGGAUUUACAGGAAGUACUUGCAACGAAGAUAUCAAUGAAUGUGAAAUCAACCCUACUAUCUGCAAACAUGAUUGCUUCAACACCAUUGGGAGUUUCUACUGUUCGUGUGCUCCUGGCUAUCGACUUACUGCAGACAGGAAAUGCGUAGACAUUGAUGAAUGUGAAGGUGAACACAACUGUGAGCAGCGAUGUCUGAACAUCAUUGGAUCAUACCUAUGUGCUUGCUACGAGGGAUCCAUCUUAGAGGCUGAUGGCAAUACUUGUGUGGGACCUUCAGGUUGUGUGUAUGAGAACCAUCUGUAUCCAUCGGGUACCACCUGGACAGUGGAUGGGUGUACCGAGUGCUCCUGUGAUCUGGGUGUCACCACCUGUACCGACUGUCCGACACCAAAAUUCCAGCAGUGCACAUACCAAGGUAUCGAAUACGACCAUUCCACCAACUGGACAUCACCGUUUGACCCCUGUGACCACUGCAACUGUACGGACGGUCAAGUGAAAUGUAUGAGAGAGAUCUGUGAUAUACAGUGUGAUUAUCCUGCUCCUCACCAAACAGAAUGCUGUCAUGAAUGCACAGAUUGUUUGUAUGAAGGCAAUGUGAUCAGGAAUCAUCUUUAUUUCUCUCCCAUGAGUCAACAAUGCACAACUUGUAUUUGCCAGGAUGGUAAUGUCCGAUGUAGUAAUGUUAGCUGCCCUGAGAUAGACUGCUCCAGACCUGUGCAGGGUGAAUGCUGUCUAACAUGUGAAGAUAAUUGUGAGUUCCAAGGUUCUGAGUACCAGGAUGGAGAGACGUUUACGGUAGAAUCCCUGGACUGCAGUGUCUGUAAAUGCAAGAAAGGUGUCGUUGAAUGCCGUCCAUUUGACUGCCCAGCUCUGAACUGCUCCCGUAACGAGAGAGUCCAGCUUCCCGGGGACUGCUGUCCCAAGUGUAUCAGUGCCGUACCUGGCUGUGUGGAUAAGUAUGGUCUUCUCCAUCAGUAUGAGACAACAUGGACUGAUCCCAGGGAUAACUGUCUCACCUGCACAUGUUUGAAUACUGGAGAAGUACAAUGUGCAAGGGAGCAGUGUGAGUUUAACUGUAACAACCCAGUCCAUGUUAGAGGCCAGUGCUGUCCAGAUUGCAACGGUUGCUACUACAAUGGUAUUGGUUUCUCAUAUGGUGCCACAUUCAAAUCUGCCUUUGACAAGUGUGAUUCUUGCAUCUGCCUUGGUGGGGAUGUCAUCUGUGAGCCAACCAGCUGUAACGUUCAGUGCAGCGCCCCCUACCAUCCACCUGGAGAAUGCUGCCCUCUAUGUGAAGACUGCUAUUUCUUGGGUCAGAUCAUCCCUGAUGGUGAAUACUUCAAUCCUGCCCUCGAUUCUUGCAAGACAUGUCACUGUGAUAAAGGAUCAGUUCAGUGUACCGAGAGAGAACAAUGUCCAAUGCUGAACUGUCCAGUGACAACCACAGUGGCUGGAGAAUGCUGCCCAUCUUGUGCUGAUGCCUUCUGUCGUGGUGAUGAUGGAAGUGAACAUAGAAGUGGUGACACAUGGAUCUCAUCUUCUGAUCCUUGUCAAGAGUGUACCUGCUUGGACACCAUCAUCAAUUGCGUCCCUGUCCCGUGCCUGGAAUCCUCUAGCUGUACCCAUGGUGUCCAGAUAGAAGGCGUGUGCUGUCCAGACUGCACAGUGUGCGAGUUUGAAGGAAAUCUCUACAGGAACGGCUCCAGUUUCACCCCCAGUGACGCCAACUGCAGGAGAUGCCAAUGUAUUAAUGGGAACGUAAUGUGCGAGGACGAGACCUGCCCUCCCAUAUACUGCAUGGAGACCGUCCAAGCGUUUGGACAAUGCUGCCCUCAAUGUGCCGUCUGCACCGCUCAGGAUGGAACCAUAUAUAGCCACGGUCAAACAUGGCAGGACGGGGAGGACCCAUGUACAACAUGCAGAUGUAUCAAUACAGAGAUAGAGUGCAACACACCCAUCUGUCCCAUCCGUAACUGUAUCGAUCCUCAGUUUGAUUUUGGAGAAUGCUGUGCAUCUUGUGAAGGCUGUACAUUCGAGAACACCACUUACACCAAUGGUCAGACCUUCAGUCCAGCCACACAGGAUUGCAUGGAAUGCGUCUGUCAGGACGAUCGUCUCAACUGCCAGCCCAUCACUUGCCCGAUCCCUGAUUGUCCAGCGGAGUCUGUUGUCUACAGAGAUGGGGCAUGUUGCCCCGAUUGUGUUGAUCCUGAGGUAUCAAGGAUGACCUGUCAGAUUGAUGAUGUCAUCUUAGAAAGUGGAUCCUCACAUCAACCGGAUGAAUGUUCAACAUGCCUGUGUAUGGCUGGUGAGUUACUUUGCGAAGCUCCAGAGUGUGUAGACAUCGGCUGCCCUCAGAUCAGGCAGGUACGGGCUCCUGGAUCCUGCUGUCCAGAAUGCAAACUAGAUGCCUGUGUGUUUGACGGAAGGCUGGUCCUCAAUAACGAGAUCUUCAUCCCAAUGGGUGAUAGCUGCACUAACUGUACCUGUACAGAUGGGGCUGUUACGUGUCGUUCUGUGUCCUUGUCCUGUCCGAGCCUUGACUGUCCUCCUGAAGAUCAGGUCAAGGAAGAAGGCGACUGCUGUAAACACUGUGCUGGUGCUCUUCAGUUAAACAACCUCCCGUGUACAUUCCAGGGUGAGACCAUUCCAGCAGGGGGGAGUUUUAUGAUAGGAUGUCAGGAGUGUAUCUGCGAGGGUGGAAAUCCCCGCUGUUCAAGACGUGAAUGCCCAGUUCUGAACUGCCUUGGGGGAGAGGAAAUACAGAUGGCACCCGAUGGAUGCUGUGAAGAAUGUGUGCCAAAGAUGGGAUCUUGUAUAGUGUUUGGAGAUCCUCAUUACAGGACGUUUGACAAGAGAUUCCAUGACUUCCAAGGAACCUGUACCUACACACUCAGCAAAGACUGCACCACUAACCAGUUUGAGAUCAUAGUACAGAACAACGGAAAGGAAACCUACGCUGUCUCCUGGACCGAGCUUGUGUCCUUCAAGGUCCAUAACGUGACCAUCGAUCUCUUACCAAACUUUGCCGUCAGACUGAAUAAAGAGGAAAUCACCCUGCCUUACCUCAAUGAACCAGAAUUCAGUAUACAAAAAAUAGGUCUUAUGAUAGUAGUUCAUACCAACAUUGGUAUAUCACUGUCGUGGGAUGGUGCCCAUUUCGCUGAGGUUGUAGCCGAUGGCAUCUGGGAAGGUCAGCUGUGUGGAUUGUGUGGUGAUUACAAUGGUAACCCUGAUGACGAUUUCAGAGCUUCGAAUGGUACGCUUUGUGGGACGGCAUCAGAAUUUGGGAACACAUUCUUAGUUGGUGAUUAUGCAGAAUGCUCGUGUCAAGAGAGUGUCGAGCAGACGCCUUGCCUAAGGAAUGACAACGCUGAUAUGGAAUUCAUGGCAAGGGACAGAUGCAGUAUACUCAAGGAAGAGCCAUUCGCUGCUGCCCACGCCGUAGUCCCACCCCUUCCUUUCUUUGAUGCCUGUAUGUACGACCUCUGUGCCUGUCCCGCCCACGAGAGAUGCCUUUGCGAUGUAUUAACAGCGUUUUCACAUGAAGCCAGAAAGAAAGGCAUAAUGAUAGAUUGGCAAAGAGACAACUAUUGUGCAAUUUCGUGUCCAGAAGGUGCCGUGUACAACGAGUGCACAUCGCCCUGCGUACAAACUUGUGAUACAGUCAACACGAUAGAAGAUUCUUUAGAAUGUAAUCAACUUGAAAAUUGCAUACCGGGAUGUAAGUGUCCAGCAGGAAUGGUACUACAUGAUUUCAGAUGUAUAAUGCCUGAAGACUGCCCUCUAUAGUUUGGAUAUGAACAUGAACAGACUGUAUGAGGGGAGACUUACUGAGCUCCCUCCGGUAUCCGAUGUGGAUUCAUUCUAAAUAAUUCUACGCCAGUUCAAGGACUUAUAUAUUUUUUCUGCAGAGGGACAAAACUUUAUGUUAUACAGACUCAGACUUUAAUAUUUUGAUAAGCUUUGAUACAUUAUUAUGUGUGCUUAUAGGAUACAUACAUGAUAUGCAAACUGUUUAAUUUGGUCGGGGUAGGGGGAUAAUUUUGUAUAUGAAUUUGACUCCUGAAGACCAGUUCAUGAAAAUAUUAAGCGAUGAA
Molecule: messenger RNA, 26067 nt
Organism: Lytechinus variegatus (green sea urchin)
Lineage: Eukaryota; Metazoa; Echinodermata; Echinoidea; Temnopleuroida; Toxopneustidae
Exons: 196
Coding region: 209-25759 (8516 amino acids)
Molecular function (GO): calcium ion binding; protein binding
Source: RefSeq, a predicted model, not a curated record